Molecule: messenger RNA, 2967 nt
Organism: Drosophila arizonae
Lineage: Eukaryota; Metazoa; Arthropoda; Insecta; Diptera; Drosophilidae
Gene: Pof
Product: RNA binding domain-containing protein painting of fourth
Molecular function (GO): RNA binding
Source: RefSeq, a predicted model, not a curated record
UUGCCACUUAGUCGGCAACACAACACAGCAACAUAUUUUGUUAAGGAGCUGAUAUUUUGUUAAAAAAGUGAUUUUUACGCAAUAGUUUUAUACUGCACAAUUCUGGAAUAUAUAGCGUAUUUCGUUGAUGAUAUGGAUUUAAAACGUUUGGCAUGUAAAACGGGCUUGGGCGAUGGCCCAGAUGCCAAGCGCACAUCAGCUGUAGAUGGAGAUGAAGAUCUUCUGCAGCUGGAUCAGGAAUCAGGUUUAGAUAAAGAAACGAGCGAUGCACAGCCAGAAUGCUUACAACUAGAAGCUACCAAGGAAACAGAUUGUGAUAGCCUUAAAGCUGAUCACGAGAAUCUAUCGCCCAGCAAUCAUGUGGCGCCAUACACUGGCAACGGAUGCGCCCCUUCACUAGAGUCAUUUAUGUUCCAACAGACCCCGGCUGGCAGCCAACUCUGCUCCUGGAUGUCCAAUACUGAGUCCAAGACCUCGGCCAACGAUGGGCAAGCUCUAUUUGAAUCGGACAAGGACUCCAAAUCGAAUACCCAGACUGCCAAGUUAAAUCGCAAGGCACUCACCAAUUUACGUCGUCAGAAUGCAUUGCGUGCUCUUGAGUUGGAGCGCGAACUGGCCACAAAGACACCACAGGCCCCAACACUGCUUGUACGCUUUCCAGAUCCAAAAAUAAGCGUUGCUUCGGUCAGUGAAUUUUCGGAUAGCAUUCGUGAUGUGGUCUUUCCCACAAACGUAUCGCAGCGUUACUGUUUGGUGCACUUGAAGGCUGGCGCAAAUGUCGAACGUACCAUAGAGGAGCUAAAGCAGGUGCGCUUCGGUCAUGGCCGUUUGCACGCCGAGCUGAAGACAUUCACCGAUGAGGAGCAGGCUGAAUGCAUUGAUCCUUGCUCACUGUAUGUGAGCAAUAUACCAUUCAAUAUGAAUGCCGCCGACAUUAAGGUGUUUGUGAACUCCAUGCGCGUUGAUAUUGGCGUUAUGAAACGCCAGAAGCGCGCACGUUAUGCAUUUGUACGCUAUGCCAAUGCCGAGAUGGCCAUGGAUGCUUUCAGGGAUCUGGUGCGCCGCACUCUCAACAAUCGCGUCUUGACCGUGCGCUAUCGUCGCCUACGCAAACGCUUAACACAUCCAACAGCGGCCUCGAUGUGCGCCAUCUCCAAUCUGACCAUUGAUACGAUUGCCACCGACGAUGAUGGCGUUGAAUGUCGCGUGAUUUCCCCACCACCGGUGGAGUCGAUUACCAUUCUGGACAGCGAUGACGAGGGUCAGCAUUGCGAAUCGCAUAGCGUUGUUAGCCUAAGCAGCAGCAUUCCACACAAGAAGCGUGAGAGCAAGAUGACCGCCCAGGAGAAGGAGAUACAACGUCUCAAAUUGCAGGUGGCCGAGCAUGGGGCUAUCAUAAGGAGCCUACAGAAGAGGGAGGGCAGUAUUUCCAAUAUUAUAGCUAAAAUUGAGCCACAAUCUGAUCUGACCACAGACAAGUCUUCUAUGAUGCAGCGUUCACUGUCGCCGUGUUCUAGCUACGAUAUCAAAAUGGAAAAUGAUUAUUUAGGUAUUGCUCAGAGUACGCCCGAGCCGGAGCAGGAUUUCUUGCUAGAUGCCAUACCGAACUCGCCCUAUCGUGGCACAACCUGCCCAAUCGACGGCAUGGAGGAUCCCAUCAAAUCAUCCGAUUGUUUUGGCUGGUUGAUUUCAGGUCUCGGACGUCGCAAGAGCACAAAAUCUAGUGCGCAGCAGCAGCAACAGCAACAACCAAACAACAGUAAUAUUCAGAACAGCAACAGCAACAGCAACAACAACAGCAACAACAACAGCAACAACAACAGCAACAACAAAGAGAACAAAAACAAGAAAAUUCCAAAAGUUGCCAACUUGGAGGUGCUUAAUGCGCAAGUCGAAGCCGAUUUGGAUACAUAGAUAGGAUAGGAUUUAUGUAAAAUCUACCAAAUUGUAGCACCUCAAAAUUAUUUGCGUAUAGGACUUUAUAAUUUUCAAUUUUAUUAUCAGCUUCAUACAUAUUCCUGAUAUGUAAAUAUGUCUGCUUUUUGUGUACCCCAGUAGUAGUAGUAGAAGUAUUAGUAGUCGUCGUCGUCCCAGUAGUAAGUGAAGAAAUAGGGGUUUUUUUUUACCGAGUAGUAGUGUUUUAACAUUCAUAUUUAUUUGUAUUUUUUUCUUGUUUUUCGAUCACUUUUGCAAAAUGUACAAUUCUAUGAAAUUGUAACACACAAUAUAAGUAAAUUUAAUAAUAAUAAUAUUUCGGUUUUAAAUGUUAAACCCGAACAAAUAUCGCUUAGAUUUUUCUUACAAACGAAACACUUACACUUAUACAUACAUAUACUAUAUAAUGUUUUUAUACUUCAUUAUUAUUUUUUGAUUCACAUACGAUCUUAAGUGCUUUAGUUUCUAUAGAAUUUAAUUGUUACAUCCAAAAAAUUUCGAAAAAAAAUCGAAAAUCUCUCAGUUUGAAACUGUAACAAUUCGAAUUUUAACUAAAAUAAGUUGCUUGAUCGUUAAGAAUUUUGUUUCUUUUUUCAUUUUUUCAUAUGGCUCGCUAUAGUUAAUAUCGCAAAUUGUCAUCUUUAAGUUACAUAAUAUACUCGUUGUAUGGUCUAUACAUAUUUAUAUAGACUUAUGAUAUGAUCCUGAUCUCCUGUUUUGCUCUUUUUUGGAAUGUUAACUAUUUAAGAAUUAAUUUAAAUUACAUUUAAUGCUGAUUUAUAUUAAUUUUUCUUUUCCAUUUUGUAUUUACAAAACAACGAUUUUAAGGCACCUGUUUUACAUGAUAUUCAUAUAUACUUACUUACAUAUAUAUGUAUCUAUAUGAUGUAGUUUGAUUCUUGUAAUUUGAAUUGACAAAUUUAAUAUUUUUUUGGUAGCCCGCAAAAAACUGUAUUUGUGAAAUUUUGAAAACGACUAAAAAAAAACAAAUAUUUUUUAUAAUAUCUUUUAUAGUUUUAUGUAAUAUUCCCC